This is a messenger RNA of Dracunculus medinensis (Guinea worm), 402 nucleotides long. NCBI's taxonomy places the organism in Eukaryota, Metazoa, Nematoda, Chromadorea, Rhabditida, Dracunculidae. The record is from the annotation of a GenBank genome assembly.
AUGAGUGAUCGAAUGGUUCUUGCUCAAUUAUGGGUUUUUUUCUAUAUGCCAAACAUUUCUGGGAAAGUUUUUAUUCCACAGAAUAAUUUUCCGAUUUCUACAAGGCAAUUCGAGGAUGGAAUGAUUUUCACAAAUUUUCUUCCGCAGAUUUCGUUAGAAGACAGUUGGGAAAUGCGCUUUUCCUGCUGUUCUUCUGGGCCUAACGGACAAGCAUGUACCGUUAGUGAGUCUCACGUGACCAACACAGCGUUUUGGAGCGACUUAUCAGGAUUUAUUGAGAUACCAGCACCAUCGGACCCAAGUGACUCUCGCAAUGGCAAAAUAUACGUUCUGGAUAGUGAAAUGGUUUACACGAGGCGCGGCUUGUCAAUUGCGAGAGUAACUUUAGUGAACUGCACGUAA